Messenger RNA from Brassica napus (rape), 1218 nucleotides. Its product is annotated as dihomomethionine N-hydroxylase-like. Gene Ontology annotation, molecular function: heme binding; oxidoreductase activity, acting on paired donors, with incorporation or reduction of molecular oxygen; iron ion binding. The coding region runs from base 1 to 1218 and encodes 405 amino acids. The transcript is spliced from 3 exons. Lineage: Eukaryota; Viridiplantae; Streptophyta; Magnoliopsida; Brassicales; Brassicaceae. The record is from RefSeq and is a predicted model, not a curated record.
AUGAGCAUGAGUAUCAUUAAUCCAUCUAGUUUCACACUUGUUAUAUUUUCCUUUACGUUGGUCUUGGCUCUCGCUAUGCUUUUCUUGAUAGUCAAGAAACCUAAAGAGCAGCUUCCUCCGGGCCCACGGGGAUGGCCGAUCAUAGGGAACUUGUUCCAUAUGAUCAUGAACCGACCGGUUCAUGUGUGGAUCCACCGUUCCAUGGAGGAUAUGCAAACGGAGAUAGCUUGCUUCCGCUUCGCCCGGGUCCGCGUCAUCACCGUAACCUCAAGCGAGAUCGCCCGAGAAGUGCUUAGAGAAAAAGACGAGGCUCUUGCAGACAGAUCAGAGUCGUACUCGAGCAAUCUUAUUAGCCAUGGCUACAAAGAAAUUGUUUUCUCUUCCUACGGAGAGAAUUGGAAGCUGAUGAAGAAAAUGAUGACCACAAAACUAAUGUCUCCGACAACGUUGAACAAAACCCUCGGUGAUAGAACACUAGAAGCGGAUAAUAUCGUCACGUAUGUUUUUAAUCUCCCCCAACCAGGGUGCAUUAACGUGAGAGAUAUUGCCUUAACGUAUUGCCAUGCCGUGAUGAUGAGGAUGAUGUUUGGCCAGAGGCAUUUUGAUGUAGCCGCUGAGGACGGAGGUCUCGGGCCAAAAGAGAAAGAGCAUAUGGACGCAAUUUACCGAGCUCUAGAUUGUUUUUUCAGCUUUAAUGUAACGGAUUACUUACCUUUUCUUAGAGGAUGGAACAUCGAUAACGAGGAGGAGGAGGUCAGAGAAGCGGUUGAUAUCCUCAACAGAUGCAACGACCCGAUCAUCCACGAGAGAAUGCAUUCGUGGAGGAACAAAGGCGGUAAAGAGACUGAAGAAGAUUGGCUCGAUAUUCUCAUCACCCUUAAAGAUGACCAAGGAAUGCCUUUGUUCACAUUUGAUGAGAUUAGGGCUCAGUGCAAGGAUAUCAAUGUUGCAACAAUUGAUAAUACGAUGAAUAAUGUGGAGUGGACGAUAGCAGAGAUGUUGAAUAAUCCUGGGAUUCUUGAGAAAGCCACUACUGAAUUGGACGUGGUAGUUGGUAAAGACAGACUUGUGCAAGAAUCAGACAUACCACAACUCAACUACAUCAAAGCUUGUAGUAGAGUAUCUUUCCGGCUUCACCCAGCUAAUGCCUUCAUGCCUCCGCACGGAGCCCGACAAGAUACUACUCUUGCUGGUUAUUUCGUUCCCAAAGGAAUAUGA